Messenger RNA from Cryphonectria parasitica EP155, 555 nucleotides. RefSeq lists its product as uncharacterized. The transcript has 4 exons. The coding region runs from base 1 to 555 and encodes 184 amino acids. The record is from RefSeq and is a predicted model, not a curated record. NCBI's taxonomy places the organism in Eukaryota, Fungi, Ascomycota, Sordariomycetes, Diaporthales, Cryphonectriaceae.
AUGGAGGAGCCCGCUGAGGUCGAGGGUGCACUUGUGGAUGGUUUGCUGGGAGUGCGGCUCACUGGCGUUAUGGCUGUAAUCUCUGGGAUCGUCUGUGAGCUCGACCGGCUGCUAUAUGUGAGGAAGCCGGUACUUGAAAAGAUACUGCUGGGCGGUAAAAGGUUGGAGGUACUGAGCGAUUUCUGCGAGGACGUCGUCGAGGAGAUGCUGACGCUCGUAGCCGAAAGGUCACUCGAAACCGUCAAGGAGCUGUCUGUGCCGGCUGGUUCCCCCGAGGCGUCUGUGCUCCGGCUGCUCGUGACAGUAACAGAGUGGGUGCUUGUAACAGUCACGACGUUAUCCGCACCGUCGUUCAGAGUGUAUAAGGAGAGGCAAUUGGCUCCAUCACAGACCUGCAAGCCAUCACCUACAGAAGUCAUGUUGCAACUCGUAGUGCUCAUCUUGGCGGAGGGGGGUGGCAUGUUGACACCACAAAAGCCUGAUGAAACAGAAGAUGAUACCUUGUCAGCUUUCUCGCUGUCAAGGUCGAGAGCAGAGAAGGAAGGGAUUUCUUGA